CCUAACAUUCCCUGUGAAUGCUGCAGACAUUCAUAUAUUUAUAAAAAGGCUUUGCUAGAGCCUCAUCUGUUCCAUUUCUGAUGCAAUGUGCAUAGAUAUAUCUUAUAUAUAUAGCAACAACAACAACAUAAUUUGAGGCUUGCAAAAAUCAAAGGUCCAGUUUGUUUUGAUUCUCUCUUAAUUCAUUACGUCUCAUUGUUGUUGUUGUUGUGUCUAUCUCAAAUGGCACAAUUACCUCCAAAGGUUCCAACCAUGUCACCAAGUUGGCCAGACUUCUCCUCCUCUCACCACCAAAAGAUGCCAUCAAUGAAUGGUGGCAUCAACAAUAAUCACAACCCUUCCUGGGUGGAUGAGUUUCUAGACUUCUCCUCGGCGCGGCGGGGCGCUCACCGGCGGUCGGUGAGCGACCCCGUCGCGUUCCUGGAGAUGCCAAUGCUGGACAAGCACGGCGGCAGGAACAAUGUCCACGAUGAUGGGGAGUUCGACAAGUUUGAUGAUGAACAAUUCAUGUCCAUGUUCAAUGAUGAGAUCUCUGGGGUCCACAAUAUGCCGCCGCCGCCGCCAACAAAAACAGCAACGUUGUCCACCUCCAACCCUUCAAGCCCUGAGGAGCAGAAUUUCGUCAAUGAUGAGAAAGAGACCAAGAAGGAGGUGGAGGAGCAAAAGAAGAAGGAAGAGGAGGAGGAGGAGGAAGAAGAAGAAGAAGAGGCGUGCCAUCACCUGCAGCAACAAUUGAAAAAUGAACCGGAUGAGGUUGAAAGCCAAUGCGAACAGGAAAAUCCACAGGGUUCAAAUAACACCAGUGCUACUAAUUCUUCCAAUGAUAGAAUUACUGACCCCAAGAGAGUCAAAAGAAUCUUAGCAAACAGACAAUCUGCACAAAGAUCGCGAGUGAGGAAGCUGCAGUACAUAUCAGAGCUUGAGCGAAGUGUAACUUCAUUGCAGGCUGAAGUUUCAGUGCUGUCUCCCCGGGUUGCAUAUUUGGAUCACCAACGCUUGCUUCUAAAUGUUGACAACAGUGCUCUCAAGCAAAGAAUCGCUGCCCUUGCUCAAGACAAGAUCUUCAAAGAUGCACAUCAAGACGCACUGAAGAGGGAGAUAGAGAGACUGAGGCAAGUGUAUCACCAGCAGAGCCUCAAGAAGAUGGAAAAUGCUGCAGCAGGGUCACCUUUACCUUCCCCAUCAACAAAGCCAACAAUGUGUGAUAAUACUACUCACACAGAAAAGGAACAGCAGCUUCUUCACGCAUGAAAGAAUACCAAAUGCAAGUAAGAAAUCCUACAUUGAAGAAGAAAAAAGAAGUGUUGAGCGGCCAUCUAGUAGCUAGCUAGUUCACAUGACACUGUGAUUCUUUAUAUUUUUACAAAAGAAAUUGCAGGAUUUUGGAUAAGAGAUGGGGGGAAGAAAAAUGGAAAGAAUUCAACAAAAAAGAAAUUGACCAAAUUUGUUUGUGUGCUUGUAAUGUAUUGAAUGAUGUGAUGUAGUUUGUAUGUAAGUGCAUGUUUGAAAAUUCUUCUUCAUUUGAUUCUGAAAAAUAAUUAAUUUUGUGGAAAAGUUUAUGUAAGUAGCUUCUGAGCAUCCGUAGACCGGACAUGGUGAGAAUUUUGAUUAAUCAAUUGAUGAAGGAAAUGUUCACUGAGAAGAAUCACGUUCUGGGGGUGGUGGUGGUAGUAGGUUUCUGCUAUGAAACUGUGGAGGCACGUGAUGUGUUUUACUUUAAAAGAAAGGGACCACUCAAAGUGUGCAUGAUUGGGAUGCAGGGUAAUACAUGUGCAGCAUGCAGUAGUGGCUUGCAUCAAAA
Messenger RNA from Lotus japonicus, 1801 nucleotides. Its product is annotated as basic leucine zipper 61-like. Lineage: Eukaryota; Viridiplantae; Streptophyta; Magnoliopsida; Fabales; Fabaceae. Gene Ontology annotation, biological process: positive regulation of DNA-templated transcription. Gene Ontology annotation, molecular function: DNA binding; DNA-binding transcription factor activity. The transcript is spliced from 4 exons. Gene Ontology annotation, cellular component: nucleus. Bases 223 to 1251 code for a protein of 342 amino acids. The record is from RefSeq and is a predicted model, not a curated record.